CUUGAAAAUAAUUGUCGUUAGUGUCAGAGACUAACGGGGGAGGUUACAGUUCGGGCUUUUAGCUUCCGAAGCCUGACGAAGCACAACAAGCCUCAUAGCUUAAAGGUAGCGCAGCUCUGGUGUCAGAGUUCUGGUUCAGCUGACCUUUCAGGUUCAAAGUUGCUGCUUUUAGAAAAAUAUGACUGUGUGACACGAUCAUAUACGGUCAUGUCUCCGUGUUAUUUUGUUUUAUUACCUUUGCGUGUUUCUCGUUCAGAGCUCAGAUAGGACGGUGUUUACAGCAGGAUGUGCAGGCGGAUCAGUUGCUCGGCUGUCUGGCUCUGGUCUGCUCUCUCGUUCCCAUAAAUUCGCUCUUUCAGGCUGAAUACAGAAGUGAUUCCAUGGAAAUAACUCAGGGAGGCUCCUUUAUUUACCAUCCGUAUCCCCAGUGUUUUUAGGCUGAUCCGGAGUGAAGUGAAGGCUGCAAACUUUGUGUUGUGCAGCGUUGGCUUUAACUGGUAGUGGCAAAUAUUUACAAACCACCAUCUUCUUAAUUCAGGAUCGCUUGGAAAUUAAUGAAAACUUAAAAGCCCAUUAUAUUAGGAAGACAACAAUGUUCAUAGUAUUGCUUUUUUGCAUCUGAAAUACCACUUAGUCUUUUCUAGUAGUCAUGGUAACUCAAAGCGGAAACAAGUGAGCCGCAUUGGCUCCUGGAGAUGUGACGUCAACGCCGUAGGUGCAAAGAGCCCAUUGAGGUAAAAAACGUUUUAUUAAAAAAAGUUAGUACCUUAAUUCUCGUCUUGCAUCCUCCUGUACUGCAGGUGGCGCUACACUAAUCACUUUUAAGCUGCUUUUAAACUCCGCUCUUCUGCCCAAAGAAAAGGUGGAAGCAGCAGCGCCAGUCAAUCAACCAACCAACCCCGGAGUCCUCCUCUGAUCACAUCCCGGUGUGGAGGACUGUUUUCUGGCUUUUUGUCCUCUGAAAAGAUGCUGAGACGGCGCGCAAAGUCGAAGCUUGGAUGCACCAAGUCGGAUGAGGCGCUGUCAAAAAGCGAGCAGGAUUCUUCUGAUGAGAAUCAGUCCGACAAAGAAAAUAAGCUUCAGCGCAAGAAAAAAUUUGAAUGUGAUGAAGAUUCAGACUAUGAACCUGCUGAGAAGAAACGAAGAGGAAGAGGGAGUGGGUUGAACAGCAAGUCCCUUCAAGUCAACAGCAAAGUCAAAUCCAAAGCGAGAGCGAAGGGAAAGUUCAAGGCAGAAAUGUUGCCAUCCGGUGAGGAUGGCGCCAAGAUGGAGGGAUGGCGUGAGGUUGACGAGGCCGACGUAGCGCCAUGCCUGCCCACCUUCCGCCCUUUGCGAACACCUGGACCCCAGCUCAUCAUGAUGGCUCCGUACACGGCCCUAGACCUUUUUCAGCUUUUUUUUACAAAGAGCGCCCUGCAGACAAUAGUGAAAAACACCAAUGAAAAUGGCCGAGCCCACUGCUCUACCAAAUACCACACUUGGACGGACAUAACCCUGAAAGACAUGUAUUCUUUCCUGUCUCUCGUGAUCUACAUGGGCUUUGUCAAAUGCUGCGCUCUGACCGAUUACUGGCGAUGUGGCACCUUGUACGAUCUACCUUUCCCACGAAAGGUGAUGUCUGGAAACAAGUGGUUGGGAAUCCUCCAGGCUCUGAAGCUGAGCAGUCUGGAAGAUGACGCUAAAAACGAGAAGAAGAAAGGAACGCCAGAGUUCGACUGUCUGGCCAACAUAAAGCCGCUGUAUGAUGACAUCAGAGAAGCCUGCCGUCACAACUACCAGCCGCGCCAGGAGAUGGCCGUUGAUGUGAGAAUGGUUGCCUCAAAGGCUAAAGUGCCUCUAAAGAAGUUCAUGAAGAACAAGUCUGUCCACUGGGGCUUCAAGCUUUUUGUUCUGGCCGACUGCAGCAACGGCUACACCUAUGACUUUCUGGUGUACGAGGGUGAAAGUGGCAAGGCUCUGAGUGACACGGUCAUGAGCCUGAUCAAUCCCUCCAUACUGGGCAGUGGCUACAAGCUGUAUUUGGACAAUAUUUACACCACUCCAAGCUUCUUCCGUGAUCUGCUGAAGCAUAAGAUUUUGGCCUGUGGGACCGUCAGGCCGCACGGAGCGGAGUUCUCUAAGGUCAAGCUGAAUGUCCUGGACCAGGACUCUCCCCGCGGAAGCAUCCGCUGGCUUCGCUCAGACUCUGUCCUCUUUUUGCAAUGGCGAGACACCAAGGACAUCUUCCUCUGCUCCACCAUCCACCCAGCCCAUGCAAAUAAAAGCACCAACAAGAAGACAAAGAACAAAGGAGGCAGAAGCCCUCCCAAAGCAAUUCCUCCAUCUGUCAAAGACCACUCUCGGUGCAUGGUGGGAGUGAGCUUAUCCGAUUCUCAGAUAGGAUAUUACCAAGUUCUCCGCAAGACCCGAAAGUGGUACACGACGUUUUUCUAUCACUUUGUGGACAUCGCAGCCGUUAACGCCUACUUUCUCUACGAAGAACUCUGCAAAGCGAAAGGGGAAUUGGCGGCGCAGCAGAAGGUGUUCCGAGAGCUCCUGGUGGAGCAGCUGUUCGAGGCGGGCACAGAGAGGGCCACGGCCGCGCCACCGCAAGCGCCUGAGCCGACCGAGACUCAUCACCGGCUGGUCUACUUGACCAGCGACUGGGCCGACGGCUGGCAAAAGUGCAAGGUGUGCAAAACCAAGACGCCGGUCAAAUGCUCCUCCUGCAAUAUUCCCCUGUGCUUUUCGCCUCAGAGAGACUGCUACAAUGACUGGCACACUGAAAGUAACAAAUGAGUGGCUGAAUGCUGCUGUGGUGAAUAUACACACAGUCUGGUGGGACUGUUUUAUUUUUGUCUAGACUCUAUCUUUAGAAGUGGUUCAUUUAUUAGAAACUAAACUAGGAAAAUUUGCUUUUUUCUGUGUUUUUUCACCACUUGCUGUAUUUCUCUCUUACUGACAUCUGAAUGUUGACCUGUGUUCCUCAGGGCUUUAGUUUUCUUUAGUGACCUCAAUGGUGCCUGUAUGUUGAAGUUUGUAUUAGUCUCUUAGAUGUAGAUAUUUUUUUGUUCUGAUAUGUUUUAACAAAUAGAUUUCUGUUUCAACUGUGAAAACUAGAUUAAAGAUCCAGUGUUACAUCA
Molecule: messenger RNA, 3122 nt
Organism: Poecilia reticulata (guppy)
Lineage: Eukaryota; Metazoa; Chordata; Actinopteri; Cyprinodontiformes; Poeciliidae
Source: RefSeq, a predicted model, not a curated record